Asparagus officinalis (garden asparagus) is the source of this 1613-nucleotide messenger RNA. Its product is annotated as putative serine carboxypeptidase-like 23. The coding region runs from base 26 to 1483 and encodes 485 amino acids. Gene Ontology annotation, biological process: proteolysis. Gene Ontology annotation, molecular function: serine-type carboxypeptidase activity. Lineage: Eukaryota; Viridiplantae; Streptophyta; Magnoliopsida; Asparagales; Asparagaceae. Gene Ontology annotation, cellular component: vacuole. The transcript has 8 exons. The record is from RefSeq and is a predicted model, not a curated record.
UACUUUAAAAAACAAAGGAACAAAGAUGAAAAUUGUAUUCCUUGCUUUAUUGCUCUUCUUUGCACUGCAACAUGCUAAUUGCUCCUAUAACGAAGCAGACCGUCUCCGGGAGUUGAUGAAAUCUCAACCGCUGAUUCAAUCUAUCCGAAAUCAGGCAUGGAAACUUUUAAAUUCAAAAAAGGCGCCGAUUUAUGUGGGCCCACAAGAUGGAAUGAUGGAAGCAGAUAAGAUUGAUUCGUUGCCUGGGCAACCUCAGGUGAAAUUCGAUCAGUAUGCAGGAUAUGUGACAGUAGAUCUUUCGGCUGGACGAGCGCUAUUUUAUUACUUUGUUGAGUCUCCUGAAAAUGCAUCAAGCAAACCUCUUCUGUUGUGGCUUAAUGGAGGACCUGGGUGCUCUUCGCUUGGAGCUGGAGCCAUGACAGAAUUGGGACCGUUCAGAGUCAACAGUGAUGGCAAAACUCUAUAUACAAAUGAAUAUUCAUGGAACAAUGUGGCAAAUGUAAUCUUCUUGGAAUCUCCUGCUGGAGUUGGGUUUUCAUACUCAAACACUUCAUCGGAUUACAAAUUGAGCGGAGAUAAGAGAAGCGCUGAUGAUUCAUAUUCUUUUAUUUUAAACUGGCUUGAAAGAUUUCCUCAGUAUAAAGCUCGAGAUUUCUACAUCAGUGGAGAGAGUUAUGGUGGCCAUUAUAUUCCAGAAUUGGCUAGUACUAUACUAGCAAAUAACCAAAACACAAACAAUACUGUCAUCAACCUAAAGGGUGUGGCUAUUGGAAAUGCAUACAUCGAUGGAAAUAUUAACACAAAAGGGAUGUACAAUUACUACUGGACUCAUGCUUUGAUUUCUGAUGAAGCUUAUGGAGACAUCCAAUCGAAAUGCACCUUUGCUAACCAAAACUAUACCAUCAAUUGCAAGAAUGCAUUGAGAUCAGCUUCUGCAGAAGUUGGGCAUAUCGAUGAUUAUGACAUCUACGCUCCACUCUGCCACAACCCAUCUCAAUCAACUGGCUUCAGUUCUGUGAAAGAAUAUGAUCCUUGUGCGGGUUAUUAUGUCGACGCAUACCUCAAUCUUCCAGAGGUUCAGAAAGCUUUUCAUGCAAAUAUUACAAAGUUGCCAUAUCCAUGGAGCGUAUGCAGUUCUUUCAUAGGAUUCGGUAGCAUUUGGAUUGAUUCACCUGCAACUGUUUUGCCCACAAUAAAAGAUCUAAUUACAAGUGGCCUUCGUGUUUGGUUGUAUAGUGGUGAUCAAGAUUCAGUAUGUCCAGUAUCAUCCACAAGGGAUCUCAUAAGCAUACUUGACCUUGACAUUGAGUCAUCAUGGCGUCCAUGGCAUGUCGAUGACGAGGUUGGCGGAUAUGCUGUUGGUUACAAAGGAUUGACAUUUACAACAGUAAGAGGAGCAGGACACAUGGUGCCAAGCUUCCAGCCUAAAAGAGCAUUAACCAUGAUCACAUCUUUCCUCCUCGGCCUACUUCCUCCUGUUUAAUUGCGUUUACUUAAUAAUUACCUUGUGAUUAUUGCCCUUAAUUUAUCACCACCAAUUUCUGUGAACUGUUUGGUUUGUCUAAGACUGUUUUUGUUUUUCCCUUCAUGUAAUAUUUCUCUUGAAUUGAAAA